UGUCUGCUUCUCAGAGGGAAGACGAGCAGAACAGCAUGCCCAAGAGUCCUGCUGCACCAAAGGAGCCUUCCCGAAGCCGGUGCCCCCUGUGCAUGGAGCCUUUCUCGGCCCCCCGGAUCCUGCCUUGCUUGCACACGUUUUGCACCCCAUGCCUGGGACAGCUGGAACCCUUCUCCGACCUGGCUUUGUGCCACGAAGACUCAGACUCCAGCUCAGACGGGUCUUGGAUCCUGGGCCGGCGGCAGAACCACUGGCCACUGCCACUCAGCAUCCUCUGCCCGGCCUGCGACACCGAAGUCGAUUUGCCCCCGGAGGGCGUGGAGGGCUUGCCUACGGACCACGUGGCCCUGAACGAGGCGUGGCUGGAGGCCUUGCAGGGGGCGGGCCUGGGCCUCGGCUGUGAUCUCUGCACCGAUGGGGAAGCCGUCAAGCGAUGCCAGGCCUGCCGGCUCUGCCUCUGCCACUUCUGCUGCCAGGCUCACAAGAGGCAGAAGAAGACGGCUGCUCACCCCAUCGUAGAGCUACGGGACCUGAAGGGCUGCACUCGCCUGGAGAAGCCCAUCCGCUGUCCUUCCCACCCUUCGGAGGAGCUGAGGCUCUUUUGCGAGUGCUGCGACCUCCCCGUGUGCCAGGAGUGCAUGGUCGGGGCCCACCGGCAGCACCCUCACAACACGGCUGCCAAUGUCGUCCACAAGCACGGGGACUCCAUCCGGGAGCUCCUGAAGGUCACCCAGCAGCAUGUGGGGACCCUGCGGGAGGCCCUGAGCCAGAUCGAAGGGGCCAGGGAGAAUCUGGACCGCCGAGCGGAGGCCGUGGCGCUGGAGAUCCGGACUUUUGCCGAUGGGUACGUGAGGGCCAUUGAGGAGCACCGGGAGGAGCUGCUGCGGUCGCUGGAGGAGCUGCGAGUCCAGCGGGAGACCCAGCUGCAUUUGCAGAAGGCCCAGCUGCGGCAGCUGCUGCAAGACAUGCAGACAGGGGUGGACUUCACCGAGCGCCUGCUCACCGGCGGCUCCGACCUCGAGAUCCUUCUUACCAAAGGGGUGGUGGAGAACCGGCUGCAGAGGCUCAAUAACGUGGACUAUCACCCCCACCCAGUGGCCGAUGACAGGAUCCAGUUCUCGCCUCAUGAAAAGGCGGCCCACAUUCAGAGCUAUCCUAUCUUUGGGGCCGUUCUCAACAGAGCCACUGAUCCCACCAAGUGUGUCGUAAAGGGGAAAGAUUUUGGCAGCCCCCGUCAAAGUGAGCCUGUGGGCUUGAUGCUGCUGUGUAAGGACGGGUCAGGCGAGCGCGUGGAGAGAGGAGGGGGGCCCGUCCGAGUGACCAUUUCCCACAGCGAGAGGAAGGACUGUGCGACCAAGGCCAUCGUAUGUGACAACCAAGAUGGGACGUACCACAUUUCUUUCACCCCUGAGGAGCCGGGCAAAUACACGAUUAGCAUCUUUGUCAGAGGGCAACACGUGCAGGGAUCCCCGUUCCCCAUGACGGUAAAGGGCAAGUUCCGUCAACACCGAGGCCUCUUCCACUGCUGCACGUUCUGUUCCAGCGGCGGGCAGAAAGCAGCUCGGUGUGCUUGCGGGGGGACCAUGCCUGGAGGCUACCAAGGCUGUGGCCACGGCCACACAGGCCACCCGGGCUCUCCUCACUGGUCGUGCUGUGGCAACGUGGCGGAAGUGUCCGAAUGCUCCAUCAAGCAACCCUGCGAGGAUUCUCUGCAAAGGAGCCUGCUCAGAACUGUGGCCCUGUGAGCCGGCGGGC
Heteronotia binoei (common prickly gecko) is the source of this 1755-nucleotide messenger RNA. RefSeq names its product tripartite motif containing 45 (gene TRIM45). Gene Ontology annotation, molecular function: ubiquitin-protein transferase activity; protein binding; zinc ion binding. The transcript is spliced from 6 exons. Gene Ontology annotation, biological process: positive regulation of DNA-templated transcription. Gene Ontology annotation, cellular component: nucleoplasm; chromatin. Bases 36 to 1745 code for a protein of 569 amino acids. Lineage: Eukaryota; Metazoa; Chordata; Lepidosauria; Squamata; Gekkonidae. The record is from RefSeq and is a predicted model, not a curated record.